GUCAAUUAGGCUUGGAGAGAAAUAGACUGGUUUACUUGGUUGUCUAUUUCUGCUCCAAUUCAUCAGUCUGCUAUUCUCUCUCCUCUCUAAUUCCCCGAAAAAUAUCAAUGGAUACAGACGUUGUUAUGGUUCCCGCCGGCGAGGGUUCGAGCACCGGUGGCCCCUCUUCCAAAAAACCCAAACGUUUUGAGAUCAAAAAGUGGAACGCCGUCUCUCUUUGGGCCUGGGAUAUUGUUGUCGACAAUUGCGCAAUCUGUCGUAAUCAUAUUAUGGAUCUAUGUAUUGAAUGCCAAGCUAAUCAAGCGAGCGCUACGAGUGAGGAGUGCACUGUUGCUUGGGGUGUUUGCAACCAUGCCUUCCAUUUCCACUGCAUCAGCCGUUGGUUGAAAACCCGACAAGUCUGUCCAUUAGAUAAUAGUGAGUGGGAGUUUCAGAAAUAUGGUCAUUAGUUUCAUUAUGGCAUCAUAUGGAAGCGUGAUUUCCUUCAGCUCAAGCGUGGAUGGUCGGUGCAGAUUUUGUAAUAUUGGUGAAGUUUUUUUUUGCUGGUCUGUGGGAGUUUCAGAAAAAAUAUGGUCAUUAAUUUGAUUGUGUGCUGAGAAAUAUUGCAAAAUUUCGACAUUGUUGUAGUGCUCUAUGCAUAUAUGGACUGAUGUAUGGAAACUGAUCUGCUAUUCCUUCAUGUGGAGAAGUGAACUUGUUGAUUAGCAAGAAGCUAAGGAAUGCAUGUUUUGUAAUAGGGAAAGCUUGGUUUAUUAA
Molecule: messenger RNA, 756 nt
Organism: Beta vulgaris subsp. vulgaris (sugar beet)
Lineage: Eukaryota; Viridiplantae; Streptophyta; Magnoliopsida; Caryophyllales; Amaranthaceae
Product: RING-box protein 1a
Exons: 5
Coding region: 108-449 (113 amino acids)
Biological process (GO): ubiquitin-dependent protein catabolic process; protein ubiquitination
Cellular component (GO): nucleus; cullin-RING ubiquitin ligase complex
Molecular function (GO): ubiquitin protein ligase activity; zinc ion binding; cullin family protein binding
Source: RefSeq, a predicted model, not a curated record